GAGAGAAAGAGAUAUUUAAGUAUUUGAAUGUAAGAGAGAGAUUCAUACAUAAACAUAACAAUAUAACCACAUAAACACAACACAUACAUGCAUACAUUACAUACCAUAGAUUUUGUUUUUGUGUAUUAUCAUUGUUUUUGACAUAACUCCCCCAAUUCCAAAAUCUGGCUGGAAACUCCUUUUUCUUUAUCACCAAAUCAAAAUUUCACCAACCAACUCACCGCCACCGCCACAACACACACAAAAAAAAAACAUUUCCCCUUUAUUUCCCGUUUUACCCUUCCCCUUCUUCUCCUAUUUACCUUCCUUACCCUUCUUCUUCUUCUCAAUCUAUCAUCUAUGGCUGUUUCGCUUCUUCUUCUCUCCAUAACCGUUUUCUCUAUUCUUCAAUCCGCUUCCUCAUGCAUCCCCGAACCUCCUUCCUUUCUCUUUAAUCUUCAAUCUCAAUGUCCAAUCUUCGUCCAAUCCAAUCCACCUCUUCAGGUGGAUGGAAAUUUCAUAGAAGAACUUCUAUCUGGCAGAAAGAAGACCGAGUCUGUCUCUAUACUCUUCUAUGCUUCCUGGUGCCCAUUUUCACGUAGGAUGCUUCCUAAAUUUGAAACUCUUAGUUCCAUGUUUCCUCAAAUAGAGCAUUUGGUUAUUGAGCAAUCAUCAGCUUUGCCAAGCAGCUUAUAUUCAAAAUAUGGAAUCAAUAGCUUGCCUUCAAUAUUAUUGGUGAACCAGACCUCAAGGUUGAGAUAUCGUGGUCCAAAUGAUUUUCUCUCUCUAUUGGAAUUUUACGAAAGAAACACAAGAUUUGAAGCAAGCAGUAAUGUUGCUAUCGCUCAACCAAGCAGCAUGACGAGUGAUGAGGACUCUAGCCUGAAGUCAUUGAUGGGUCUGCCGCUUAAAGAAACAUUAAAAAGGGAACCGUGCUUAGUGUUCUCUGUGAUGUUUAUCUGUUUGAGGAUACUUCUUUUCGUAUUUCCCAAGAUCAUAUUGCGUCUCCGAGCAUUCUGGGUUUCCUGUAUUCCUCAUCUGAACAUGCAAAUAUUCGGCGAGACAAGCCAAGCGAUGGGACGUGUGCUUCAAGUGAUUGAUGUGAGGAGGAUUUGGACUAAGCUAGGACUUUGCAAGACGAGGAUUUUUCACGAGAGGGCAAGGAGUGCGCGGGUUUGGGCUUCGUCUUUGGCUUCUGUUUCUCUGGGCGAGUCAUCGUCGGCUAGAUGAAAUCAUUCCAAGGUUUGAACUAACAACCUUACAAUGUCGUUGUGAGGGUAGUUAUGAGUUUGUUUUUAUCAGAUAAUAUCCUCAUGCUGCAGGUGAAGCUUGACAGCAUAUAGUCUCUCUCUCUCUCUCUCUCUCUCUCUCUCUCUCUCUCUCUCUCUCUCUCUCUCUCUCUCCUGCUUAAUUUACUGGUAGAGCUUAUAGCAAAAUGUUGAUUUGUGUUUGAGUUGGGUUUUGGGAGGAAGGAACAGACUUGUAAAUUUGAGAACUGUUUUCCUUUUUUUUGUGUAAAUUAGUUGUUUCUGAAUGGAGUUAUUUAUACACAUGUUGUAAUAU
Trifolium pratense (red clover) is the source of this 1542-nucleotide messenger RNA. Its product is annotated as 5'-adenylylsulfate reductase-like 5. The coding region runs from base 340 to 1209 and encodes 289 amino acids. NCBI's taxonomy places the organism in Eukaryota, Viridiplantae, Streptophyta, Magnoliopsida, Fabales, Fabaceae. The transcript is spliced from 4 exons. The record is from RefSeq and is a predicted model, not a curated record.